AUGUCUUCAUAUCCCCGUGUCACUCGAAAUAUAACUGUUGAGCGUUGUGAAAAAUUUUUGUCAAAGAAUUUUUUUUCUGACAUAAAUUUAUACUCACAGCUAUAUAAAAAAUGCACUGAAUCGAAUGAAUACAUUAAAUUUUCUGUGUAUAAUGUUCCAGACCUCAAACGAAUUACUUUUGAAGAGGCAGUUAAAGCUAAUUACAAACCUGCAAAACGUGGUGAUUCUUUUGGUCCAAGCUGGUCUACUCAUUGGUUUCGUAUCAAUGUUCGAGUACCUGAUGAUUGGAUCGGUGAGGAAGUUCAAUUUUUAUGGGACUCAAGUAGCGAAGGAAUGGUAUGGACUACAGAUGGAACACCACUUCAAGGCCUUACUGGUUGUGAUGAUAAUAAUCGUAGAGUAGAUUAUGUACUUACGCGUAGUUCAAAGGGUGGCGAUAAAUUCGAAUUCUAUAUUGAGGUGGCUUGUAACGGCAUGUUUGGAAAUGGGAUUGGUAGUGAUAUCAAUCCACCUGAUCCAAAUAGAUACUUUACUCUUCGUCAAGUAGAAUUGGCAGUCCCAAAUCAAGAUGCUUGGCAGCUUAUGUAUGACUUCCAAAUUAUCCUCGAUAUGGCAAAAGAAAUUCCUCAUGAUACCAUGAGAUCGGCACAAGCACUCAAUGCUGCUAAUAAAAUAGUUAAUGCUUUUCAGCCAGGUGAUAAUAAUUCUAUCCAAGAGGCGCUUAAAAUUUCCAAUGAAUUUUUGAAACACAAAAACGGUAGUACUCAAUAUACCUUGACCGCUGUUGGGCAUUGUCAUAUUGAUACUGCUUGGUUAUGGCCUUAUGAUGAGACAAAGCGAAAAGUUGCCCGGAGUUGGUCCACACAAGUUGGUUUAAUGGACAUUUAUCCUGAAUAUAAAUUUGUUUGCUCUCAAGCACAACAAUUUGAAUGGUUGAAGGAAUAUUAUCCAAAGCUUUUUAAAAAAGUGCAGGAUAAAUCUGCUAAAGGUCAAUUCUUACCCAUUGGUGGUACAUGGGUCGAAAUGGAUUGUAAUAUUCCUAGUGGUGAAGCAUUUUGUAGGCAAUUUUUAUAUGGACAGCGUUUCUUUGAAAAGAAUUUCGGUCAUAAAUGUGAAGUAUUUUGGCUUCCUGACACUUUUGGUUAUUCUGCACAAUUACCACAAAUUAUCAAGGCUGCAGAUAUGAAAUAUUUUUUUACUCAAAAAUUAUCAUGGAACAAUAUUAACAAGUUUCCUAAUACUACUUUCUUUUGGAUUGGACUGGAUGGUAGUAAGGUUUUGACUCAUAUGUGCCCUUCUGAAACAUAUGUGGCUCAAUGUAAACCAGCCGAACUUAUUUGGAGCGUUAGAAACAAUAGGGAUAAAGAACUUAAUAAUAAUGAAGGUUUGUUAGUCUUUGGUAACGGUGAUGGUGGUGGUGGUCCACUUGCUUCUAUGAUCGAACGAUUACGUCGAAUGAAAGAUGUUUUUUACGAAAGUAUAGAAAAGAAUUCCUCAGAGCUUGUUUCUUGGAAAGGAGAGUUGUACUUUGAACUUCACAGAGGUACUUAUACAUCUCAUGGAAAAAUAAAGCGAUACAAUCGUAAAUCAGAGUUGCUUUUACGAGAUGUUGAAAUGUUAUAUAGUUUCUGUCUUGCUGAGAAAGAAAAUUGUGGUUAUCCGAAAGAGCAAUUGGAUAAAAUGUGGAAAUAUGUGUUAUUGAACCAAUUCCAUGAUGUGUUACCAGGCUCUUCUAUUGGAAUGGUAUACGAUGAUGCUAAUAAGUUUUAUCAAGAAGUUGAAAAUACGGGAACAAAACUUUUAGAAGAUGCUCUUGAUAAGCUUUGUAAAAUAUCAGCCACUGCUUCUAGUUCAAACAAAGGGCUUCUUGUCUUUAAUACACUUGGUUGGCAUAGAACUGAAGUUGUUAAAGUUCCUGUGUGCAAUGGUUUGGAUAUAUUGCCUCAAUAUACAGAAGACAAAACCUCUGGAUAUGUACUUGCCAAAGAUGCGGUUGGAAUAGGAUCUCGAUGUAUUAAUAUUCAAGAUGGGUUGGAUAUGAUUCCAGUUACUGCUUGUAAAAUGGAGGAUGACUGUUAUUGUUUGGAAAAUCAAUUUAUCACGGCAAAAUUCAAUCGGCAUGGUCACUUGUUCAGUUUGGUUGAUCGGGCUCUCAAUCGCGAGAUUAUAUUAUCUGGGCAAUGUGGAAAUCUAUUCAAGAUUUAUGAGGAUAUUCCACUAUUCUGGGAUGCUUGGGAUGUGGAGAUUUAUCAUCUGCAAAAGGGACGUGAUGCCGGCCUUGGAGGAACCGUUAAGAUUGUUGAACAAGGACCACUUCGAUCUGCUUUAUUGUUGGAGACCAAUCUAAGCAAGACUAGUAAAUUGUGUCAAAUGAUAAUUUUGACUGCUACAUCUCCAAGACUCGAUUUUGAAACACGAGUUGAAUGGAACGAAAACAGACAAUUCUUGAAAGUAGAAUUUCCAUUUGAUAUUUACAGUGAUUUUGCCACAUAUGAGACCCAAUUUGGCUUUAUUCAACGUCCCACGCAUUAUAAUACCUCAUGGGACACAGCCAAAUUUGAAGUUUGCGGUCAUAAAUUUGCAGAUCUAUCGGAGUAUGGUUAUGGUAUUGCUUUAUUGAAUGACUGUAAAUAUGGUUAUGCUACUCAUGGAAAUGUUAUGCGUUUAUCUUUGUUGAGGUCCCCAAAGGCACCAGAUGAUUAUUGUGACAUUGGAGUCCACGAAUUCAAAUAUGCACUGCUUCCACAUACUGGAUCCUUCCUAGAAUCGAAUGUUGUUCGUGAAGCGUAUCAAUUUAAUGUACCGUUACUUGUGAGGGCCACUUCCAAGGAAAUCACUCUUUCAUAUGAGCCAAAAUCAUAUUUCACUGUUGAAGGUGCACCGAAUGUAAUUUUGGACACAAUUAAGCGUGCAGAAGACUCAAAUGAAUUAGUUUUACGAUUAUAUGAAGCUUAUGGUGGACACGCCACAGCUAAAUUACAAAGUUCAUUUUUGUUUGAAAAACUUUGUGAAACAAAUAUUUUAGAGGAUAAAGAAAUUAAAACGGAUUAUCAUUCAACCGAAGGACGUGCUUAUCCAUGUGAUAAAUUAACGAACGUGACAUCUUCAAUUCUAUCCAAAACGACGCGUCGAUUAUAUCUUCAACCAUAUCAUCCUAUAUCAAUUCUCCGUAAUCAUAUAGAAUCUCAUUUUGAUAAAUUCCAUUAUUUUAAUUCAUUUAGUCCAAUUGUGACAACAGUUCAGAAUUUUGAUGAACUUGGUUUUCCUGCCGAUCAUCCAGGAAGAAGUACUAGUGAUAGUUAUUACAUUAACAAUUCUAUAAUGCUUCGAACUCAUACCUCUGCCCACCAACGUCAGGCUUUCCAAACUGGCACUGAAAGGUUUUUGAUAAGUGCUGAUGUUUAUCGAAGGGAUGAAAUAGAUACGUGUCAUUAUCCGGUUUUUCAUCAAAUGGAAGGCGCUCAAAUUUUUUCCAUCAAUAAAGCUGUUGAAGAAAUAACUUAUGAUAUGCAAAAAACCGCAUCUCAACAAAAUCAUUUUAUAAAUACUUAUGAUAAAACUGCUAUUAGCUCCACAAAUCCCAUACAACCUUGUCACCCUGUUGAGGCUGCUAACGCAACAAUUUCUCAUCUGAAGUAUUCAUUGAAUGAAUUGGUAAGAAAGUUAUUUAUAGACGAACAAAAUUUACAAGUCAGGUGGGUCGAUGCAUACUUUCCUUUCACUAGCCCUAGUUGGGAGAUGGAAAUAUUCUAUCAAGGAAAAUGGCUUGAAGUGUGCGGGUGUGGUGUUAUAAAUCAAGACAUUUUGAAUAAUGCCGGGCAACCUGAUAAAAUAGGUUGGGCAUUUGGAUUGGGUUUGGAACGCAUAGCAAUGGUGUUAUUUAAUAUACCAGAUAUACGUCUCUUUUGGUCGAAGGAUCCACGAUUUACCAAUCAAUUUAUUUCUAAUGAAAUUAUUAAAUUUAAACCAUUCUCAAAAUAUCCUUCAUGUAUUAAGGAUCUAAGUUUUUGGAUGAAUAAUGACAAGGAGCAUGAAUUUCACAUAACUAAUUUUUGUGAAAUAGUAAGGGAUAUCGCCGAAGACUUAGUUGAAGAUGUAAAAUUGAUCGAUGAUUUUAAGCAUCCUAAAACAAAAAAAAGAAGUUUAUGCUUUAGAAUCAAUUACAGAUCUAUGGAUAGAACUUUUACCAACGAAGAAAUCAACGGAAUUCAGGAUAAAAUAAGAAAGUCGGUCGUUGAAAAAUUGGAUGUUACUUUGCGAUAA
Messenger RNA from Cetraspora pellucida, 4263 nucleotides. NCBI's taxonomy places the organism in Eukaryota, Fungi, Glomeromycota, Glomeromycetes, Diversisporales, Gigasporaceae. The record is from the annotation of a GenBank genome assembly.